CACUUUGCACUGUGCAUGAAGGCUAUUAUGUUACAAGACUGCAUUAUUGGAAAGAUUCUUUCAUUAAACUCACUUUAUUUAGUGUAUAAUAUUUGCAGGAUCCACUUUUUCCAUAAUUUCAGGUGGAUUUGGGGGUUGGGAAACCAAGUGGGGUAUCAUUGUAUGUAUAAGUUCUUUGUUGAUGGGGUAUGGCGGCAUGAUGAGCAUCAGCCCUUUGUAAGCGGACAUUAUGGGGUAGUGAAUACUGUCUUUAUAGCCAGAGAACCAGAGACCAUUCCUUCAACCUUUAGUCCUGAGAUGCCUGGUAGAUCUAACAUGGAGGUAGAUGAUGUCUUUGCUCGCGGGGAAGCAGUUGCAAGGAUAUCAGAGGCUGAUUUGCAGGUGUCUCGUCAGCGCAUAUCAGUUUUUUUAUCAACUCAUACUGCAUAUGAGCUGCUUCCAGAGUCGGGCAAGGUAAUUGCCUUGGAUGUAACUUUACCCGUGAAGCAAGCUUUUCAUAUACUUUAUGAACAGGGUAUUCCUGUGGCUCCUCUCUGGGAUUUUUGCAAGGGGCAGUUUGUCGGAGUUCUUAGUGCAUUGGACUUCAUUCUGAUUCUGAGAGAGUUGGGGAAUCAUGGGUCAAAUCUGACAGAGGAAGAAUUGGAAACACAUACAAUAUCAGCCUGGAAAGAGGGGAAAUCUCAUAUUAGCAGGCAAAUUGAUGGAAAUGGGAGAGCUUAUCCCAGACAUCUUAUCCAGGCAGGACCUUAUGAUUCUAUGAAAGAUGUUGCAUUGAAAAUUUUGCAGAACAAGGUGUCUACAGUUCCAAUUCUUCAUUCGUCUUCACAGGAUGGUUCCUUUCCCCAGCUACUACAUCUUGCUUCUUUGUCUGGGAUGCUAAAAUGUAUAUGCAGGUAUUUUAGAUAUUCUUCUAGCUCAUUGCCCGUUCUUCAACAGCCAAUCUACUCAAUUCCUCUGGGGACAUGGCUUCCAAGAAUUGGAGAAUCAAACGGACGGCCAUUUGCAAUGUUGAGACCUAAUGCUUCUCUAUCUGCUGCACUGUCUUGGUUAGUUCAAGGUGAUGUCAGUUCAAUACCAAUUGUAGAUGAGAAUGACUCAUUGGUGGACAUAUAUUCAAGGAGUGAUAUAACUGCUUUGGCAAAAGACAAGGCAUAUGCUCAAUUUCAUCUGGAUGAGAUAAGUAUUCAUCAGGCUUUGCAACUGGGUCAGGAUGCAAAUUCUCCUUACGGCUUCUUCAAUGGACAGAGAUGUCAGAUGUGUCUCCGAUCUGACCCUCUGCACAAAGUGAUGGAGCGGUUGUCCAAUCCUGCGGUAAGGAGACUCGUGGUUGUGGAGGCUGGCAGCAAGCGUGUAGAAGGGAUUAUUUCGUUGAGCGACGUGUUUAGGUUCUUGCUUGGUGUUUAGCAGGACCAGGCAUGUCAACCAACCCAAUAUAUAUGAAGGGUUUUGUUGUUGCACAGCGGAGGAGAGAAGACCCAUAUGUUUUGCUGAUCUUACCUCUUCACUCUGCGAUACCUUAACUGUUCCUGGCAAGAUGAAUGGUCUCUCAUAUUCCUUCUUCUGAGUCUAGUCUUUGAUUGGCUGGGGCCUCUUUGCUUCUUAAACCCCCGGCCUUCUUUCAGGACAUCAAUUUCGAGCCCAAAAAAAAAAAAAGGAAUUUGUAAAUUGUGAGAAUUUCGAUUUUCCUCCCCUUAAAUUUUUAUAAUUUAAUGGUUAUCAGCUCAACCAUAUACUGCUGUUGCAGCAGGAAUGCUUGUUUCUAGUGCCAGCUAACAGAAAAGGGAAAGCAAGAAAAAUUUGAAGGCAAAAAGGGAAUUUAUGAAUGUAUGUAGGCUUUGUUUGGUAGGUUGUAGUUAUUGAAGUUGGGGGUCAGUCCAAUUCUGGUUUCUGAUUUGAUGUCUGGCAAUUAGAGUCUGGGGUGGGCUUUUUACAAGUCUUUGUCAAUAGUGAAAGAUGGUUUGUCUAUAAUUUAUAUGUCAAGAUUUAAUCUUUUAAGGCAUUGGCGUAAUGAGAAAUGAUGCUUCUACUUGA
Molecule: messenger RNA, 2031 nt
Organism: Carica papaya (papaya)
Lineage: Eukaryota; Viridiplantae; Streptophyta; Magnoliopsida; Brassicales; Caricaceae
Source: RefSeq, a predicted model, not a curated record